AUGGCUGACAUAACAGUAUUAACGUACAAAAUAUUCAUACUCGCGUGGAUUACAGCGCAACGACAACGGAUCCACGACAAGACAGCAUCGCGUACUUCUUGGGACAGUAACUAUGAUUUCAUAGUAGUGGGCGCCGGGGCUGCCGGUGCUGUAGUGGCCAACAAACUCAGUGAAAAGCCAUCGGUUCGGGUGUUGCUGUUAGAGGCCGGUGGCCCACAAAAUGCUGUAUAUAAUGAUAUACCAGGAAUGGGUGGUGAGGGCAACCGUUUGCGGGUAAAUGAAUGGUUGUAUUAUAACGAACCCCGAACUGGGUUUGGACAACAAUACGCCGGCGGUCGGGCACCCGAUCACAAGGGAAAAACGUUGGGCGGCAGUACAGCGCAUAACGCCAUGGUAUUUAAUCGGGGUAAUAGUCGUGGUUAUGACGAGUGGGCCAAUACGUACGGCGCCGUCGGUUGGAGUUAUAGGGAUGUGUUGCCGGUGUUCAGGGAGUGGGAGAACAAUACAGAUCCAGAAGUAAAUCCCGAAUAUCACGGAACUCGAUUUAAAGACACUGAUAUCAAUGGACCGAAACAAUUGGGAACUAUGUUUACGCAAUCAUUUAUCACUGCUCAGGGCUUUAGGGCGGAUACGGGUAACGCAUUUGUAGACCCGAACCCAUAUCCAGAUAACCUGCAUAUAGUGUGCAAAGCAUUGGUCACUAAAAUACUAACCAAUGGGUUGACAGCCAUUGGCGUCGAGUUUAUAGUAAAUGACAUCUCGUAUACGGUUUACGCCAACAGAGAAGUCAUUGUUUCCGGCGGUGCUAUUAAUAGUCCACAACUCCUAAUGCUAUCGGGUUUGGGACCCAAAAGACAUCUGCAAAGUCUGGGAAUACGUGUAGUACGAGAUCUACCGGUUGGUGACAAUUACCAGAAUCAUCCGGCAAUCACUGUCGCUGUAACCACAAAACCCGAGUACAUAAACCUAACGGACAGAGUGGCCGCCUUAACCACUGAACAGCUUAGUCUACUAUAUUUCAACCAAUCGGGUCCAUUGGCCAGUUCCGUGUCGUGUGCCCUACACUACAACACCCCUAAUAAUGUGGACAAAGAGUGGCCAAACGGCAUACUCUAUGCCUCGACAGCUAACGACACGUUUAUAAUGUACACAAAUUUAGGCAGAUUUAAAAGCACCGGCACUUUGCGCCUACAGUCCACCAGUCCUUACGUACCCCCAGUAAUAGAUGCCAAUUGGUUCGCACAUCCCGAUGAUCGGCAAGAUGUGUUGGAUGCCACCAUGCUCAUAUUUUAUAUACUCGAGCGCUCGAGCUUUGCUCAAUACUUACAAAUAACUUCCGACUUGUUUGGGGCCAUCGGUUGUCCCGUUUGUCCCGACAAACAGUAUUUGUAUAAAUGUGUGGACGGAUUGAAGUGUUUUGUGAGUUACUAUACGGAGUCGGGUUAUCAUCCCGGGGGAGGUUGUCGUAUGGGAGCGAUAGAGAGGCCGGACGUUGUGGUCGACCCCCAGUUGAGGGUUAAGGGUAUUAAAAACCUUCGGGUUUGCGAUUCAUCGGCAUUUCCAGUGCUUCCCAACUCUAACACCGCUUCGGCCUCUAUAUUGGUUGGCUAUAAAUGUGCCAAAUAUAUUGUAAAUCAGUAUAAUUUAUAA
Molecule: messenger RNA, 1650 nt
Organism: Medioppia subpectinata
Lineage: Eukaryota; Metazoa; Arthropoda; Arachnida; Sarcoptiformes; Oppiidae
Source: the annotation of a GenBank genome assembly